Molecule: messenger RNA, 463 nt
Organism: Varanus komodoensis (Komodo dragon)
Lineage: Eukaryota; Metazoa; Chordata; Lepidosauria; Squamata; Varanidae
Product: interleukin-6 receptor subunit beta-like
Exons: 4
Coding region: 20-463 (147 amino acids)
Molecular function (GO): protein binding
Source: RefSeq, a predicted model, not a curated record
UCCAUGCAAGGGCCUCAGGAUGAAUGAACGGACUCUAGCCAUGACUUACUAUGCAACAGAAGGAGUCCCCAGCGUAGCGCCGGCCAAUGUAACAAUCCCGCUUGUGACAAAGCAUUCAGCUGUCGUGAAAUGGGUGGCGAUAUCUGCAGACGAGUGUUUCGGAUUCCUUCGGGCUUACAGAAUUCACUACACAGAAAUCCUGAAAAACUUCUCUUUUGAUGUUGCCAUCAAUUCUUCAGCUAAGCAAUACCAGUUGAAAGAACUUAAGGCAAAAACUCGUUACAGUGUACGCAUCUCAGGAGUCACCGGGAAGGGAGAAGGAGCUCAAAGCCAGCUUCAAUAUUUCACUACGCUGAGAUAUGAUCAAGGGGAACUGGAAGGAAUCAUUGCUGGCUUUUGUCUUGGCAUCAUAUUGGCCCUAACUAUUGCUGUCAUACUUUGUUCCCUAAUGUUUAAAAGGUAA